Hypomesus transpacificus is the source of this 6059-nucleotide messenger RNA. Its product is annotated as ELKS/Rab6-interacting/CAST family member 1-like. The transcript has 21 exons. Lineage: Eukaryota; Metazoa; Chordata; Actinopteri; Osmeriformes; Osmeridae. Bases 387 to 3740 code for a protein of 1117 amino acids. Gene Ontology annotation, molecular function: structural constituent of presynaptic active zone. The record is from RefSeq and is a predicted model, not a curated record. Gene Ontology annotation, cellular component: cytoskeleton of presynaptic active zone. Gene Ontology annotation, biological process: neuromuscular synaptic transmission; maintenance of presynaptic active zone structure; regulation of synaptic plasticity.
GAGGCGCCCAAGCUGUCCAAAGCCACUGGUUUUGCUGGAAAAAGAUGGGAAUAUCUGAUAGAUACAUAUCGAGGAAAUAAAGGAAAAUGUCUAAUUUUGUAUCCGUUUUCCACUUGACGCAGGAUUCUAAGCAAUGAUUUGACCCUCUUUGGACAGACGAAAAGGUUACUCUGAGGUAGCAGCUCUUUGACGUGGAUGCACAAAGCGAGAGAGCAGAUGUUGAUGAUGAACAGUGUGUUUUCUGACUCCAGGUAAAGCAGUAGCAGAGAGAAACGACUCCAGGUAAAGCAGUAGCAGAGAGAAACCUCUGUAUAAGUGUACAGAUCUGCUGCUAAAGACACAGACACACUAGACACUCCCUACACCAGCCCCAGGUCUUGGUGAAGAUGUAUGGCAGUGCCCGUUCAGUUGGCAGAGGGGAUGCCAACCACAGUGGGGGCAGAGAUGGCGGGAGCAGCGGUAACCAGGGCUCCAGCCACUCCCCCCGCCUGCCCCGCUCCCCCCGGAUGGGGCACCGGCGCACCAACAGCACCGGCGGGAGUGGGGGCGGUCCUGGAGGGGCGGGGGGAAAGACCCUCUCCAUGGAAAACAUCCAGUCUCUCAAUGCUGCUUACGCCACUUCUGGACCCAUGUACCUGAGCGACAACGAGGUCGCCAUGGCCACCGAUCACCUGCCCAAGAACGAUGGGCGGAUGAUGACUACAAUGGGCCGGCAGAGAGUGACGUACGGAGGCAGGGCCGGGGCCGGGGGCGGGGCCGGGGGCGGGGCUGCCAGCACCCCCAAUAUUGCAGCCUCGGUCCCAGGCAAUGCUAUGCUGCCUGGAAGCAUGAUGUCAGGUGACUCCCUGGCAUUUGGGGAUCACCACAUGGCCUCCACUGUGCCCCACUCUCUCAGGCAGGCCCGGGACAACACCAUCUUGGACCUGCAGGCCCAACUCAAAGAGGUUCUGCAUGAGAAUGAGCUGCUGCGGCGCGAGGUGGAGGUGAAGGAGAGCAAGCUAAGCUCCUCCAUGAACUCCAUCAAGACCUUCUGGAGCCCCGAGCUGAAGAAGGAGAGGGCGCUGAGGAAGGACGAGGUGUCCAAGAUCACCGUCUGGAAGGAGCAGUACCGCGUGAUGCAAGACGAAGCCCAGCACCUCCAGAUGACAGUGCAGGCUCUGCAGGACGAGCUGAGGAUCCAGAGGGACUUGAACCAGCUGCUGCAGCAGGACCCAGCCCUCCAGGGUCGCGACCUUGCCAUGACCUCCGAACCCACUGAGGAGAACCACCGCCGGCUGCAGGCAGAGCACGAGCGGCAGGCCAAGGAGCUGUUCCUCCUGAGAAGGACCCUGGAGGAGAUGGAGCUGAGGAUCGACACCCAGAAGCAGACCCUGGGCGCCAGGGACGAGUCCAUCAAGAAGCUGCUAGAGAUGCUGCAGAGCAAAGGUCCGUCUGCCAAGGCCUCGGAGGAGGACCAGGAGAGGACCAGGAGACUGGCGGACGCUGAGAUGCACCGUCACCAUCUGGAGAGCCUGCUGGACCAGAGGGACCGAGAGACGGCUGCCCUGAGAGAGGAGCUGCAUCGACGCUACGAAGGAACCCCAGAGUCCAUAAAGACCAAGGCUCUGCAGACCGUCAUCGACAUGAAGGAUGCUAAGCUCAUGUCCAUGGAGCGAGGCCUGAGAGAGCUGGAGGAGGAGCUGCUGAAGCUCAAGUCCAGCGGGCUGAGCUGUGAGGAGCGUCAGGAGGAGAUGAAGCAGAUGGAGCUGUACCGCUCCCACACCAAGUUCAUGAAGAGCAAGAUGGACCAGGUGAAGCAGGACCUGUCCAGGAAGGAUGCAGAGCUGCUGGGCUUGAGGACCAAGUUGGAGACUCUCACUAACCAGUUCUCCGACAGCAAGCAGCACAUCGAGGUGCUGAAGGAGUCCCUCACCGCCAAGGAGCAGCGUGCUGCCAUCUUGCAGACAGAGGUGGACGCUCUGCGUCUGCGACUGGAGGAGAAGGAGGCCACGCUCAACAAGAAGAGCAAGCAGAUCCAGGAGGUGUCGGAGGAGAAGGGCACUCUGAACGGAGAGAUCCACGACCUCAAAGACAUGCUGGAUGUUAAGGAGCGCAAGGUCAACGUGCUGCAGAAGAAGAUUGAGAACCUCCAGGAGCAGCUGAGGGACAAGGAGAAGCAGAUGAGCAGCCUGAAGGAGAGGGUCAAGUCCCUCCAGACCGACACGUCCAACACCGACACAGCCCUCACCACCCUGGAGGAGUCCCUCGCUGAGAAGGAGCGGAUCAUCGAGCGUUUGAAGGAGCAGAGAGAUCGUGACGACAGGGAGAAGACAGAGGAGACGGAGAGCAACAAGAAGGAGCUGAAGGAGCUGAAGGAGAGAGUCAGCAUGCUGCAGGGAGACCUGUCAGACAGAGAGACCAGUCUGUUGGACCUGAAGGAACACGCCUCGUCCCUGGCUUCAUCCAGUCUGAAGAAGGACUCCAAGCUGAAGACCCUGGAGAUCGCCCUGGAGCAGAAGAGAGAGGAGGGCCAUAAAAUGGAGCACCAGCUGAAGAGGGCUCAGAGCGCAGCACUGGAGGCCCAGGCUAACACAGAGCUGGCUGAACGCAUCAACAACCUGGAACAGGAAGUAGCACGCCACAAAGAGGAUUCUGGGAAAGCCCAGGCUGAGGUGGACCGGUUGUUGGAGAUCUUAAGAGAGAUGGAGAAUGAGAAAAAUGACAAGGACAGGAAGAUCAACGAGCUGGAGAGUCAGGCCUCCAGGCAGAGUAAGGACCAGAGUAAGAAGGUGGCAUCCCUCAAGCACAAGGAGCAAGUGGAGAAGAGCCGGAACGCCCGUCUGGUGGACGAGGCCCGCAAGAGAGAGGACAACAUCUCAGAGAGCUCCCACCAGAUCAAGGAGUCUCUACGCACCAAGACGGAGCGCAUCGAGGAGCUGGAGGAGGCUCUGAGGGAGAGCGUCCAGAUCACCGCAGAGAGGGAGAUGGUGCUGGCUCAGGAGGAGGCCACUAGGAACCACCAGGAGAAACAGAUGGAGGAGCUGCUUGCAGCCAUGGAGAAGGUGAAGCAGGAGCUGGAGUCCAUGAGGGCCAAGCUGUCGUCCACACAGCAGUCCUUGUGUGAGAAGGAGGCCCACCUCACCACGCUGCGCGCAGAGCGACGCAAGCACCUGGAGGAGGUGUUAGAGAUGAAACAGGAGGCGCUGCUGGCAGCUAUCAGUGAGAAGGAUGCCAACAUCGCCCUGCUGGAGCUGUCGUCCUCCAAGAAGAAGAAGACGCAGGACGAGGUGGCCCUGCUGAAGAGGGAGAAGGACCGGCUGGUGCAGCAGCUCAAACAGCAGACCCAGAACCGGAUGAAGCUCAUGGCCGACAACUAUGAGGACGACCACCUGAAGACUGCCCCUGACCAGACCAAUCACAAACCCUCUCCAGAUCAGAUGAUCCCCCCUCUCCUAGUCCUGUCCCAAAACCGAGGUAAACUGAAGCUCUACAUCGCCCACCUGACCGACCUCUGCCAUGAUCGUGACCCACACAUCCUCAGCCACCUAGCCCCACCCCCCCACUAUCACCGUAGCAACCCCCCAGGCUGGGAGGAGGAGCUGCAGAAGAUGAGCACUGAGCAGUUACAGUGGGAGGUGGAGGAGUGUGAGCGGGAGAGCGGAGAGCUGCAGGAGUUUGCCAACGCUGUGCUGCAGCAGAUUGCUGACCUCUGUCCUGACAUCCUGGAGCAGGUGGUCAACGCCCUGGAGGAGUCCUGCUGACAUGCCCUCUCAUGACCUUCCUACUCUUAGAACGUCACACCUGAACUCACCUGAAAACCACCAGAAACCACUAGGUCCUGUCCAGGUGAAGCUCACCACGUGUCCCAGGUGAAGCAGGAUCUCACUGGGUUCCAAGGCACAGCACAGGUUGUCAAGGCUCCUCUGUUGCUCUACCAUAUCUACUGACUGUCGUCCCUCUGUUUGAUCUUGGGGCCGAUGCACUUCUCUCCCUGGCUAGAGGGCUGGGACACCAGAAGCAUGGCGCUUGGAAAACGGUCACACACCUUUUGGAAACAACUGAUUUAAACAAUCAAACAAAAACUGCAUGCUUUUCAUUCUGUUUGAGUUUCAGGUUGUGUUUUGGUGCCAGGUUAGUCAGUGUUAGGGCAGGGUUUCAAACUGACCUCUCUCUGAUUGGCUGCUGUGUUGUCAGGGCCCAGAGGGAGGAGCUUGGAUUGGACAUCCUGACAGGAAGUGUUGGAUGGUCCACUGCUGGUUGAUUUGGAGCUUUAGUGUCAGUCUAGCUUCCCUCCUUGCAGACAGACAGACAGCAGAGCAGAGCAGAGCUAGCUUUGCUUCCUCAUGGUUUUGCACACGGUGGCUAGGUGUUAGUGUUCUACAGUGGUGUUGGCAUGUGCAUGGCCCAGCACUGGAGCUCCACGGGGACUUUGGCCUGUGUCCUGAUGCUGCGACGGCAUGAGGAUGUCAGACAUGGAGAACCUGAUCCCAUGUCAUCCAAAGUUUAUAUUAAAGAUACAAGUCAGUUUUUUGUUGUUGUUGAUGGUCUUGUUGAUUAGAAUGUUCAGGGCAAUGCAAAUGUCUUCAGGAGUUUUGUUUGAAAAAAUGUUAUUUAAAGGCCUAAAAAACAACAACUUAAAAGUCACACGUUGACAUAUUUAGACCUUUUUUUAUCAGUUUGUAAAUAAAACUAUGUGCAGUGACUGCUUUAAGGUGACUCGUGGAAGAUGUGAGUUCCAUUAAAGAAAAAAUCCUAACAAAAAAACAUGUGAAAUGUAAAGCAGUGUGACAGUAAAGUCAUGUUCUAUUGAUAUACACACAUAUAUAAAUAUAUAUAUAUAUAAAAAUAACAGUAUGAUGUUUACCGUAUGGAUAUAUGCAUUGAAUGUUUGCACAGAAUCUGGAGGAGCUCUCUGUCCCUUUGAACAAAAUGGCUGAUGCGUUUCAGUGUCUUCUGAUCAAACUAAAGUUAAACAUUUGUGUCAAAACAACCAACUUUUCUAAAUGUUUCAAAAAAGAAAAAAUGACAGUGAAAGACAAAUGUUGUUAAACCGUGACUGUGUGAAGGGAGAUUUAUUUAUAAGUCAUUUUUUAUACUUUUACCUGAUGGGGCUGUAUCUCCCGGAGCCACCAGUGUUGUUUUAGAAAGACUGAUCUCUCUCACAGACACACUGUUGGACUGACAGACUGAUCUCUCUCACACACACACUGUUGGACUGACGGACUGAUCUCUCUCUCUCACACACACACACACUGUUGGACUGACGGACUGAUCUCUCUCUCACAGACGCACUGUUGGACUGACAGACUGAUCUCUCUCACACACACACACACACUGUUGGACUGACACUGUUCUCUCUCACACACACACUGUUGGACUGACAGACUGAUCUCUCUCUCACACACACACACACACACACACUGUUGGACUGACAAGUCUAUGGUUCUCCUGUGGUUAUGGGUAAUGCCUCAAAACACACCAGUAGAAACCGGUUCCAAACCUCCAUACAUGGACACUGUCUGGGUUGUUCAUGUUGGCAGGGACUGGUUGUGCUAAGGUCUUAACAGAUAACGGUGUGGGGCACAUCAUGUCAGCAAGUGUGAUAUUAAUUAUAAUUAAUACCUCAUCUAAUGAAACAACAUCCAUUUUGCAUUGGUGACCUUUCCUGUUUCUAAUGUUCUGCUUGGUGGUUCUAAUGCAUCUUCUCCAGGGUUGGCUGAAGGAGAAGUUGAGACUGUUGCUAGUCUUGUUUUGACCCAGUUUAGUCUACCUUGUCUAGGUAGUUAUUCCACCUUUCACCUGUGGCUCGUGUGGUCAGUGAUCACCUAGUCCUGUGACAGGAGUCCCACUCCCACCAUGACUCUAUCCUAGCCUUAAUGUCUGCUCACUUCAUCUGGAACACCUUGAUGAGGAUGGAGUUUCUAUCAUGUUGAUUUGAUUUUCACACUUUUUGCAUUUGUAAAGCUUGUACUGCCUUGUCUGUGUUGAUAAUUAACAAACCAUGUAAAAAAAAAAAGCAAAAAAAGCAAAACUGACUGGUUUGAGUAUUUGCAUUUUUGUAUGUAUGUAAAUAAAUAUAU